Diospyros lotus (date-plum) is the source of this 2814-nucleotide messenger RNA. Its product is annotated as probable protein S-acyltransferase 19. NCBI's taxonomy places the organism in Eukaryota, Viridiplantae, Streptophyta, Magnoliopsida, Ericales, Ebenaceae. Gene Ontology annotation, cellular component: Golgi apparatus; endoplasmic reticulum. Bases 261 to 2456 code for a protein of 731 amino acids. The record is from RefSeq and is a predicted model, not a curated record. Gene Ontology annotation, molecular function: protein-cysteine S-palmitoyltransferase activity. Gene Ontology annotation, biological process: protein targeting to membrane; peptidyl-L-cysteine S-palmitoylation. The transcript has 9 exons.
GCCCUUUAUAGCCUGGGCCUCGCUGUACCCACCCACCGCUAUUCCAUACCUCAGUCGUCAACUUGGCGUCUUCUUCUUUCAUUCCUUUUGUCGAACACUUACCAGGCACACACACUCUCUCUCGCCGCCCCAUUCGCCUUCUGUCUCUCUGGGAGUGGUGGUCUAGGGUUUGGUUUGUCUUUGGUGGGUGUUAAUUAACUUAUUUAUAGCCCUGAAUAUUGUUCCCUUUCUCUUUGCGGACCUGUAGAAGACAGUGAGUUAUGGUGAGGAAACAUGGAUGGCAAUUGCCGGCUCACACCUUCCAGGUUGUUGCAGUUACUGUAUUUUGCCUGUUGGUUGUAGCAUUCUAUGCUUUCUUUGCACCUUUCCUUGGAGUCCACAUUUUGGAGUAUGCCUCGAUUGCUGUUUACUCGCCACUGGCUCUUCUUGUUUUCAUUCUUUAUGUGCGGGCUACUGCAAUUAAUCCUGCAGAUCCUGGCAUUAUGUCUAAAUUUGACUAUGACUUGAUGAACAAACAUAAUUCAAAUCUUGAGUUAUCAGCCAAGUCCAGAAAAUUUGAUGAACUUGGCAUGGCAAUACAUUCUUCUCCAUCAUCAACUUCUAGAAGUUCCUUGGGAGGAGUAAACUUCAGUAGACAAGGUCCUGUAGGAGAAGUAAGACGAACAGAGAUGCAGGUGGAAGCCCCUGGCAGAAGACCAUCAUGCCAUAGUGUUGGCGGAGUUCUGUGCGCAGUUUUUGUACUUGAAGAUUGCCACAAACAGGAUAGUUUAGCUGAUCAACAAGACACAGGUGAAGAUGCACUAUACUGCACAUUGUGUGAGGCUGAGGUCCGCAAGUUUAGCAAACACUGUAGAAGUUGUGAUAAAUGUGUGGAUGGGUUUGAUCACCAUUGUCGGUGGCUCAACAACUGUGUAGGGAGAAAAAACUAUAUGACUUUCAUUUCUCUUAUGGCCAUCAGCCUUGCUUGGCUUCUUGUUGAGGUUGGGGUUGGCAUUGCUGUUCUAGUGCGUUGCUUUGUUAAUAAGAAAAGCAUGGAGGCUGAGAUAGUUGGUAGACUGGGGAAUGGUUUCUCUCGUGCUCCCUUUGCAACAGUUGUGGCUGUUUGUACAGCAGUUUCAUUGCUGGCAUGUGUACCCCUGGGUGAACUUUUCUUUUUCCAUAUGAUACUAAUUAGAAAGGGUAUUACAACCUAUGAAUAUGUUGUUGCCAUGAGAGCCAUGAGUGAGGCCCCUGCAGGAGCAUCAGGAGAUGAACUAGCAAAUGCGUUGGCGUUAUAUAGCCCAACAGGGUCUGCUACGACAGGCUUCAGUGGUGGAAGUUCUCUGGGCCUGCAAUACAAGGGAGCAUGGUGCACCCCUCCUAGGGUGUUUGUUGAUUAUCAGGAAGAAGUUGUACCUCACUUGGAACCUGGAAUGGUACCAUCAACAGUUGAUCCAGAUGCAGCAGGGAAUAGGUUACCAAGAAAGCCUGUUCGGAUAAGUGCCUGGAAGCUUGCAAAGUUGGACUCAAAUGAGGCCGUGAGAGCUGCAGAAAAAGCCAGGGCAUCCUCAUCUGUGCUGCGGCCUGUUGAUAAUCGUCAUACUCCAGAUGCUGAAAUGAGCUCCAGUAGCAACAUGAGUGUCAGAAGUAGUGUGAGCACUGACAUGGGAGGAAUCAAAGACACCAAAAACGAAAUGAGACCAUCUCCUUUGAGAAACUCUUUCGUUCCUAGUCAAGGUAGCAGGGAUGAAUAUGAAACUGGCACUCAAAGCAUUAGUAGCUUCAGCAGCCCAAGUCAUAUUCACGAGUCUGUUACGCUAAGUCCCCUUCCUCAGGCUUAUGAUGUAAGCCAUCUCGGCGCAGGUAAUUCAAAGCCUGGCCCUGUCCAAGAUCGGCUUCCAACUUCACGGGCAGCUUUAGCUGGCAUCAAUAAGCCAAUCAUCUCGAAUACUUCUGUUGGAUUUAGUCAAAAGGUCAUGCAAAGGGUUGGCCGUGCAAGUGAUCCAUUAUUGGCCUCAGGUUCAGCACCAGCUCCAGCACCGGCACCAGCAGCCAUUAAUCUCCUGAGAGAGGUGAAAAGGACAUCUGUUAUUUGGGACCAAGAAGUUGGAAGAUAUGUUUCGGUCCCUGUCUCAGCUUCAGAAGCGCGGGCCAGACCCUCGUUCCAGAGAGGAUCAAACCAUAAUGUAGAAUUAGGUAAUUCUGAAGGAAGGCCUGUGGCGAUGCCUCGAGAAUCCUCCUUAUCUGUCAUAAAGCCUCCAUUAGAGCAGUCGGAGAAGCUGACAUACACAGGGGAGUCUAUUUUCUUUGGUGGCCCACUGCUGACAGUUCCAGUUAGGCACGGAUUGAGAAGUGAGACCUCGGCUCUGACACAGGGACACGAUAGGGCGGCCAUGAACCUCGCUCGGGAUUCCAGAUACAAAAGGGAUCCAACCUCGAACCAGCUUCCUGUAUUUAUACCUGGGGAUUUCAAAUAGGACCCCUGACUGGAAGAGGUUCCUGAAGCAAUUCAGGACACAAACAGGUAAAUUUUCAUCCAGCAGGUCGAUGAUGGUGAGUCUCUAGAAGCCGAAGAAACCUCCCUUGGAACCUUGCAAACGUAAACUGCUAUUGUCUAACACUAAAUUGCCCGGUUCUAGUGGUUUCUUCUGCCCUAAUUUUGUAUCUUAUAACAUGUUAAUACUAUAGAUUGACUCAUUGGUUAACUAGAAUGAAGACACUCCCUAGAAUGCCUUCCCUACCACUGUACUGAAGGCUUCUUCUUGGGUUCUUUAAGCCCUGCUGUAUGAUUUGAUUGAACUUCAUUCAAAGUUCAAAAGAUUACUUUUCCUCGUA